This is a messenger RNA of Quercus robur (English oak), 797 nucleotides long. Its product is annotated as protein FATTY ACID EXPORT 4, chloroplastic. Lineage: Eukaryota; Viridiplantae; Streptophyta; Magnoliopsida; Fagales; Fagaceae. The transcript has 4 exons. The coding region runs from base 81 to 602 and encodes 173 amino acids. Gene Ontology annotation, cellular component: membrane. The record is from RefSeq and is a predicted model, not a curated record.
CUCAAUUUCCGAAAGAAGAGAAGGCAUCGAACUGAGACUACAGUAUUAGUAGACUACACCGGAGAGAGAGAGAGAGAGAGAUGGCCUACUACUCCUCCUCGUUACCGAUCACGGCUCCGGCCGCUGGUUGUUUCCAGGAGCAUCAUCAUCUGAAAUGUGGCACAGUGGCAUUAAAUGUAAAUUGGAGUAACAGUUAUCAAUAUGCAAGGAUGAGCAAAUCCAAAUCCAAAGCCAGCAGCAGUCGCAUCCUAUUUCGGUGCAAUUCUCAACUGGCAGACCUCGCCCCAGCCACCUCUGCCGCCUACGGACUCCUGCUUCUAGGCGGCGGUCUCUUUGCCUAUACAAAAUCAGGAAGCAAGGGAUCACUUUUCGGCGGAACUACUGGGGCUGCUCUAAUGGCAUCUGCUUACUUUCUUAUGCAAGUACCAGAUACAAAAGCUAUCGGUGAUGCUGUUGGGUUUGGAUCCUCAUUCCUUUUCUCUUCUGUAUUUGCUAUACGAUUGGCAGCUACACGUAAGUUAGCUCCUGCAGGCCCCUUGUUAGGUCUUUCUAUCUGUGCGUUGGCUAUAUUUAUCUCAGCAUAUCUACAUGAUAAACUCUGAUCUUUUAGUUUCCUCUAAUACCACAAAGUAUUGCUCAGAAAUCAGCUGCCUCGAGCUCCGGUCAAUUCAUUAAGUUACUUUGAUAUGUUCUAGCCCGAGUUAAUUCAUUAAGUUACUUUGAUAUGUUUUGUCUUCUAACUUCGAGUGGACGUAAUUAGAAUUGUUUUAUGCAUGAGUUGCUUUGCUUGCUCCCAA